AAGACUCACAUGUGGGACACCUGUUCUCACCUAAUGUUGGAUCUACAUCAUCCAAUUCUGGAUCCAUUGACGCCUCCUCUUUGCUCGACAUGCAGCUUCAACUGGAAUGCGAUGGAGAAUGAGCAGCUGCAGUUGAAAUAACUGAGCGGAGGGUUUGAUGAUGAGGCCGAUCACGUCUCGAGGUCCGACUGAAGGUCUUCCCUGGAUAAGACGCAGAUGCAGAAUAAGCUAGAGGAACUUGGAAAUCGAUAUCGCGCGAGCGAUUGGUCGUGCGUGCGAUGAAUCUGCCCGGAACUCCCUCCUUCAAGAUGCUAUCAAGAUCGCACUCGACGAGUCAUGAUCAGAAGCACAGAACGGCGGUUAAUGACGACGAGCUUCUCCGAUCAUGAUUCAUUCCAUCAUUUCCCGACCUCCAAUGGCGGUCCAGACUGUAACUUCGAAAGUUACCGCCGUAUCCUCUGAAAGGAGACCUGUAAUUUCCCUCGUCUUCCACUUUCCAUCAUCCGGCGGUUACAUGCUUCUGAGCCAGAGGAGGAUCUUGCAAGAAAUGAGAACCCAUCGAGGCUCACUUCGGUCCUCGAACCAUACUCUGAGCGAGCACUGACCAGAAUCCAUGUCUCGCAAAAUGGCAACGAUCCUCGCGUUGUUGCCGUCGCAUCCCUAUCAGUAAAAGCUUCCUUCCAUUCAGACACAGUUCGAAUCUUCUGCUCGAGACUGCAGAUUUGACAUUUCUAUUUAGUGAGAGCUCACGAAAUCGAGAGAUAUCGGAAGCGGGAGAUCGACGAGAAAUGUGGUUGCUGCGGAGAUUUGCGGGUUCGUGUGCUGCUGCUACGACUGCACGCGGCGGCGGCGGCAGCAGCCCGGUCGCAUUGUCGAGGCUCGGGCCUGCUCGUGCAUAUGCAGACGACGCUGCGAGCGCAGACAAGCCGAAAAAGGCACCGGCCAUAACGGAUGAUCUCAGGAAGGCCUGGAAAAAAGUUGCGCCCUUGCUCGAGAUGCCGAAGGUGCCGUCGGAUUUUCUCGAAGGGCGACCUCCUGUCCCGGCAACCAUCCCCACCAAACUCACCGUCAACUUCGUGCUUCCUCGAAAGUAUGAGCUGGAGGCCAAACAGGUCGAUAUGGUGAUAGUUCCAGCCACAAGUGGGAUGAUGGGCGUCCUUCCAGGCCAUGUUUCCACGAUAGCACAGCUAAAGCCAGGCGUUCUAAGCGUACACGAUGGCGCGGAUGUGAAAAAGUACAUCGUGAGCAGUGGGUUUGCCUUCGUGCAUCCCAACUCUGUCACUGACAUUUUAGCGGUGGAAGCGGUUCUUGCGGAGGAAUUGGACAUCGAGGCAGCCAGGAAAGGACUAGCUGACUACACCACAAAGCUCAACUCAGCCACCACGGAUCUGGCAAAGGCCGAGGCUCAAAUAGCUAUUGAGGUUUACGGGACCUUGGUUGCUGCUUUAACAUAGAACUGCAGUGCUCCUCUGCUCCUGCACAUGUUCACUGAAAUCAAGCGAAGUUUUGUGCUUUCAAUUUCAUUACGGAAAUCAACUGUGGUCUUCACGAAGCUGCUGCUUUCACAGACUCCAUUUAAUUCCACACGCAAGGUGAGUUGAUAUAUAGCGGGUACACACGAUUAGAAAAACUUCGCUGUCUCGACUCAAACUUUCUGACUUUUGGACUCAAAUUCGAAGGGACUUGUCAGCGGCAAACAGGCAUAAUUUGCAG
Molecule: messenger RNA, 1713 nt
Organism: Marchantia polymorpha subsp. ruderalis
Lineage: Eukaryota; Viridiplantae; Streptophyta; Marchantiopsida; Marchantiales; Marchantiaceae
Source: the annotation of a GenBank genome assembly